AUGUCUGGGAUAGCCAGGUCGCAGAGCGAGGCCCAGGUGGAUGCUGUGAACGGCUACCCUGCGCCCGGCUCGCCCUCCAAGCUCAGCGAGGAGCUGGCUCGACGCCUGGCGGUGGCCGACAGCAACCCGCCGCUGCCCCAGGCCACCCUGGCGCUCUCCAGCAGCGGCAGUCAGGGCCUGCCGCCGCCUCACGAGUUCACUUUUUUCUGUGAGGCCCGGCACGACGAGGUACCCCCAGCUGGCGCCGUUGAGCAGCAGGCGGGGCAGCAGCAGGGCGCGGCGGCUGCGUCGCCGGGGCGAGGCGGGCAGGCAGCAGGUGGCCAGCUGGUGACCACCCAUGGCGGCGCAGGCACCGGCGAGGGCCUGGUUAGCAAGUGGCGGCAGAAGGAGCGGUUGAAAACGACGGCGGUGGCGCUGGUAAUGUGCCUCAACAUAGGCGUGGACCCGCCAGACGUCAUCAAGAUCUCGCCAUGCGCCCGCCUGGAGUGCUGGGUGGACCCUCUGUCCAUGCAGGCGCCCAAGGCGCUAGACACCAUAGGCAAGAACCUGCAGGCCCAGUAUGAGCGGUGGCAGCCGCGUGCCAAGUACAAGAUGCACCUGGACCCCACCACUGAGGACGUCAAGAAGCUGGCCAUCUCGUGCAGGCGCACCGCAAAGGGCGAGCGGGUGCUGUUCCACUACAAUGGCCACGGCGUGCCGCGGCCCACCGCCAACGGCGAGGUCUGGGUGUUCAACAAGAGCUACACGCAGUACAUCCCGCUCUCCAUCUACGACCUGCAGACAUGGGUUGGCACGCCCGCCAUCUAUGUGUUUGACUGCUCCGCGGCGGGACAGAUCCUGUACAGCUUCCGGCAAUUCAUGUUCCAGCGGCAGCAGGAGCUGGAGGGGGGGUACAUGCAGCAGGCGGCUGCCGCAGCAGCAGCCAGCGGCGCCGUGCUGCCGCCACCGCAGAGCUUAGGGGGCGGUUAUGGGGAUCCCAUGCGCGACUGCAUCCUGCUGUGCGCGUGCGGCGAGGCGGAGCUGCUGCCUCAGAACCCCGACCUCCCGGCCGACACCUUCACCAGCUGCCUCACCACGCCCAUCAAGGCACGUGGGGGAGUGGCGCUGCGCUGGUUCUGCUCCCGCUCGCUGCUGCGCCACGAGGGCAUCACCAAGGAGCUGAUCGACCGCAUCCCCGGCAAGCAGACCGACCGCAAGACGCCGCUGGGGGAGCUCAACUGGGUGUUCACCGCCAUCACAGACACCAUCGCCUGGAACGUGCUGCCCCGCGCCCUCUUCCAGAAGCUCUUCCGCCAGGACCUUCUGGUGGCCUCGCUCUUCCGCAACUUUCUGCUAGCGGAGCGCAUCAUGCGGGCAGCCAACUGCAACCCCGUGAGCUACCCACGCCUGCCGCCUACGCACCAGCACCCCAUGUGGCAGGCCUGGGACAUGGCGGCAGAGAUGUGCCUGCUGCAGCUGCCGGAUCUGCUUAGCGGAGACGGCACCAAAGACGAGCAGCUGACUGCAUUUGAGCUGUGGCUGGAGCACGGCGGCCCCGACAAGAAGCCGCCAGAGCAGCUGCCCAUCGUGCUGCAGGUGUUGCUGAGCCAGGUGCACCGGCUGCGGGCGCUGGUGCUGCUGGGGCGCUUUCUAGACAUGGGAGCCUGGGCUGUGGACCUGGCGCUGUCAGUGGGCAUCUUCCCGUACGUGCUGAAGCUGCUGCAGACCACCGCCACCGACCUGCGCCAGACGCUGGUGCUCAUCUGGGCCAAGAUCAUGGCCUGGGACACCAACAGCCAGGUCCAGAGCGACCUGGUCAAGGAUGGCGGCCACCUGUACUUCAUCAAGCACCUCGAGUCGAGGGACCCGGGGGUGUCCCCAGAGUCCCGCGCCCAGGCCGCCUUUGUGCUGGCCGCCAUCUGCAACCGCCACCCCAAGGGACAGCUGCUGUGCGCGCAGUCGGGGCUGCUGCAGGCAAGCGGGGCCCGUGCAGUGUGCACGGGGCAGCUGCCAGCCGCGCUGGCGGCACUCGCCAGCUCAGCAGACGCCGACUUUGCAGCGAGCGGCAGCGUGGGCAGCAGCGCCAAGAGCAUGGCGCUGCUGGUGCGCUGGCUGCUGCUGUGUGCGGGCAAGCUGUGUGAGAACUCUCCAGAGAUCACGUCCAUGGCGCUGAGGGAGCAGACACAUGAGCUGCUCGCCAAGCUGCUCGGGGCCGACAACCCGGAUGUUCGGGCGGCGGCGGUGUUCACGCUGGGCACCUUCAUCCAGGCCACAGAGGGCAGCGGCCACGGCGGCGGCCACGGCGGCAGCGGCGGCCUGGCCCCCACCUCGCCCUCCCCCACCGCGCCUGGCGGCGUGGCGGCCAGCUCGGCGGCCAGCGGCGCGGAGGGCGCGGCGGCGGCUGGCGGCGCGGCGGGGCAGGCUGGCGGCGGCGCGGCAGAGGGGCCGCUGCCUGAGGCGGAGCGCCUGGCGCUCGAGCGCGCCAUUGCCUGCGCGCUGCUGGAAGUGGUGUACGAUGCCAGCCCGCUGGUCAGGACGGAGGUUGCGGUGGCGCUGGCGCGUGUGGCGGUGGGCCACUCCCUGCUGUUCCAGGACGCGGUGCACGCCCACCAGCGCACCAGCUCUCGCAUCCUGCGCGAGCAGCAGCGCAUGCGGGAGCUGCGGCAGCAGCAGGUGGCGUCCACGGCGCCCGCGGCGGCAGGCGUGGCGCGCAGCGCGCCGACGGGCGGCGGCGGCGGCGUGGCCGCGGGCAGCGGCGGCCGCGCGGGCAGCGUGGGCAUCGGCGGCGGCGGCGUGCCUCGGCCCCAGGCCUCCGCCUCGGCGGCCACCGGCAAGGCCGUGCUGCAGCAGCAGCAGGCGGUGGGCACGGCGCCCGCAGCAGCCCAGGACCGGCAGCGAGACAUGGGCAGCCCUCCGGGCGGCACCAGCGCCUCCCCGGGCGUGCGGCUGCGAGAGGAUCUGUCGUAUGAGCCCAUGCUGCAUGUGGGCCUGGACCACGGCAGCCUAGGCGGCGUGUAUGCGUCGGCGGAUGCGGCGCGGGUGGGCGGCGGCCUGUACCAGGCUCUGGUGGAGGCGCUGUGCACGCUGGCCACCGACCCCUCGCCCAAGGUGGCCGCUGCAGGGCUGGCGGCGCUGCGUGCGGCCAAUGUGGAGCUGGUGCCGGUGCCAGCGGUAGCAGCGGCGGCGGGGCUGGCGGGCAGCAGGGGCACCUCGCCGGCCACCAGUCGCGCCGGCUCGCUCGGCAGCGUCGCGGCGCUGCCGUUCAGCACCCCUGGUGCGGCCGGUGGCGGCGGCGCCAACCUCGCGGGCUCCAGCAGCGGCGUCAGCAGCAUGCUGCCCAAGUCGUGGCAGCCUAAGAGCUGGCGCGGCGCCAGCAGCAGAAGCGACAGCGGCGCAGCAGCCGGCGUCGGUUCUGUCGGCGCCGCUGGCGGCAAUGGGCGGCAGCUGUCGUCCUCGCAGUCGCUGGCGCCGGCAGGCAGCAGCAUGGCCAGUAUCGGGGGCAGCGGGGGCGGCAGCAGCACGGGGGGGAGCCCCAACCCUUCCCCCGGCAGCGGCGGCACCUACACCCGCAUGCCGUAUGUGCUGCGCCGGGCCCCAGAUGUGGGCGACUCGGUGCACCUGCAGAGGACCUUCUCCAAGGAGUCAGCGUACGACCCCAGCCGGCCGCUGUCGGCCCAGGGCAGCACGGGCUCGCUGGAUGCCUCGCCCUCGGCCUUUGCCGCCGCCACGGCCGCCGCCGGCGCCGCGGCGCUGCUGCCGCCCAGCGCCAUCUACGCCAGCAGCUGCCGCGCCUUCACCUGGCCGCUGCUGGCGCCGCAGAGCCAGGAGGAGCCGGGCCCCUCAUACGCCACCUGGCUGCUGCCGCCUGAGGAGGCCAAGGUGGAGCUGCGCAGGCAGCACCGCCAGGACGAGCUGCUGCGGGCGCGUGCCGUGGGCCAGCUCAGCAAGUGCCGCCUGCGCGACCACGUGAUGACGGUCAACACGGAGACGGAGCACACCACGGCGGUUCUGCUGGAGCCGCUGCGCCCCUUCCUGGUCACCGCCGACAGCGAGGGCGUGCUGCGGGUCAGCAACUACCGGUCGGGCGCCUGCGCCAACCGCUUCCACGCCUCCACCGGCGCCCCCGCGGCCGCCGGCGGCAGCGCGUACGCGCGCGCCGCGGGCGCGCAGCAGACUGUGGGGGUGCGGGCGCUGUACCAGCUCAACGAGCUGCACAACGGGCUGCUGAUGGCGUGCGCCGCCGACGGCUCGGUGCGGGUGUGGCGCAACUACGCGGUCCGCGGCCAGCAGCGCCUGGCCACCGCCUGGCAGUCUGUGCUGGUGGCGGCGGCGGGCAGCCCCACGCGCCCCGCCGUGUACCACUGGAGCCCCGGCUACUCGGCGCUGUUUGCGGCGGGCGGCAGGAGCGCGGAGCGGAUCUACAUGUGGGACCUAGAGAGGGAGAACUGCAUCGCGCAGCUCAACCUGCCGGGCGGCGGCGGCAACGGCGACGCGGCGGCCGCCCCCGCGGUGGAGCACAUCGCCGCCUCCUGCUGCAGCCCGCUGCUCUACGCGGCAGACGGCACCGGCAUGGUGCGCAUCUUUGACCUGCGCUCCAGCGAGCUGGUGGGCAGCGUGCAGCACAUCCGCAGCCGGCUGGCGGGCAUGGUGGCGGAGCCGGGGCGCACCCCGCACCACCUGGUGCUGGGCUACCCGGGGGCGCAGCUGGCCUUCCUGGACUGCCGCAUGGUCAGGUGGGCGCAGGCCUGGGGGCCAGGCAGCGAUGCCAGCAGCAGCGGCGGGGCGGCGGCCGGCGGCACGGCGCCGCCGGCGAGGCGGCUGGAGGUGGGGGUGUGGAAGACGGUUGAGGCCCACAGCAAGGGGCAGAUGACGGCGCUGGCGGCGCACCCCAGCGCGCCGCUGCUGGCCACAGCCACCAACAACCAGGUCGUCAAGGUGUGGAGCAGCAGCGGGGAGCAGGUGGGCGUGGUGCGCGCCCACUCCUCCUUCCUGGCCACACACCGCAUCGGCCCCGUCACCUGCCUCACCUUUGCGCCCUACGAGCUGCUGCUGGCCUCAGGCAACGCCGACCCGGUGGUGGCUGUGUAUGGCCUGGACACAGCCCCCUCCCUGCCCGUCUCCCCCGCCCGACCGCCGCUGCCCUCCGUGACGCCGCCGCCGCCGCCGGCUGCGCAGUAUGCGGGCAUGUAG
This is a messenger RNA of Chlorella variabilis, 5169 nucleotides long. RefSeq lists its product as hypothetical. Lineage: Eukaryota; Viridiplantae; Chlorophyta; Trebouxiophyceae; Chlorellales; Chlorellaceae. The transcript is spliced from 36 exons. Gene Ontology annotation, molecular function: protein binding; protein-macromolecule adaptor activity. Gene Ontology annotation, cellular component: cytoplasm; TORC1 complex. Gene Ontology annotation, biological process: TOR signaling; positive regulation of cell growth; positive regulation of protein serine/threonine kinase activity. The record is from RefSeq and is a predicted model, not a curated record. The coding region runs from base 1 to 5169 and encodes 1722 amino acids.